Messenger RNA from Ramularia collo-cygni, 1494 nucleotides. Its product is annotated as related to MRP4-mitochondrial ribosomal protein, small subunit. Gene Ontology annotation, cellular component: ribosome; mitochondrial small ribosomal subunit. Lineage: Eukaryota; Fungi; Ascomycota; Dothideomycetes; Mycosphaerellales; Mycosphaerellaceae. Bases 1 to 1494 code for a protein of 497 amino acids. The record is from RefSeq and is a predicted model, not a curated record. Gene Ontology annotation, biological process: translation. Gene Ontology annotation, molecular function: structural constituent of ribosome. The transcript has 2 exons.
AUGAUCAUAAGAGGAGCGCUGCGACUGCGGCAUGGCCGCAUCGCGCUGCCCAAGCUCCACCCUUUUGCGCAACACCGCGCCAACUCCUCCCUCGAGAGCACUCCUCCCGCCGAUACCACCAUCGACAGCACUCCCCUCGCAACUCCUCAAUUCCUGACCAGUACUGAGUCCGCCCCGCAAAUCGCCGCUGUCGAUGCCUCCCGAGCCGUGGCCAUCAAUGACCCCAAUCAUCCCGUCGCCCUUGACUAUGCCUUCUUCAAUCACCAAAAGACGCGCCUGAACCAUCUGGGGACAUCUUUGGCACCUCACUACCGCCCACAUCAACUUCUCACCAACCCGCCAUCACCCGCAGACAUCACCCUCGAGCUCCUCAUCGCCUCACAAACACACAUUGGCCACGCCACCUCCCUUUGGCAUCCAGGCAAUGCCCGCUACAUCUUCGGUAUCCGCGAGGGUAUCCACAUCAUCGCUCCAGAUACGACAGCUUCUCACCUCCGCCGCGCUUGCAAGAUUGUAUCUGGUGUCACUGAACGUGGAGGACUAGUGCUCUUCGUAGGCACCCGCGAGGGACAGGCACGCGCUGUUGUCAAAGCCGCACAACUUGCAGGCGGGUGUCAUUUAUUUACCAAGUGGAUUCCCGGCAGCAUUACGAACGGACAGCAAAUAUUGGGUCGCUGCGCAAAAAAAGUCGUUGACGAGCACGACAAGGAUGUGGAAGGCUUCGAGGACCAGCUAGGUGCCAAAGCGGCAAUCAAGCCCGAUCUGGUCGUCUGUUUGAACCCCCUGGAGAACUAUGUCUUGCUACACGAGUGCGGAUUGAACAACAUUCCGACUAUCGGAAUAUGCGACACGGAUGCGAACCCAACAUGGGUGACGUAUCCGAUUCCUGCAAACGACGACAGUUUACGAGCGAUACAAGUGAUUGCUGGCACUUUGGGGAGAGCUGGAGAGCAGGGUCUGGCGAAGCGGAGAGCAGCUGCGAAGCAAGGGAUCGUGACUUAUACGCCCAGGCAUGGGCUGGCCGAGCCGACCAAAGGCCUCGCGAAGAAGACCGCGAAUAGAGGCCAGAGAUCUAGACCGGACGUCGCUGCAGCCCCAGAGUUCCCCGAAGACCACGUCGGCCAGUCUGUGGAGGAGUUUGAGGCAGAUCAGAAAUUGUUGAAUGAUGCGAACGCAGCGCUGUUUGGAAGUGAUGGAGGAAAUACACAGGAGCAGGCAGAUCCAGCCACAGAGGCGGUAAGCGGGGUGGAGGACAUGAAUGCUGCGAGCGAGACCGAAGAUCUCACCUCUGUUGAUCCAUCUCUCACGGACGAGACUUAUUCUGUCCCUGCAGAGGACGAAUACGACGAGGCGGCAGAUCUGGCACAGUUUGGAGGAGGAUCCACACCCACACUGCAAGACUUUGCGGAUGAGGAUGACGACAACUCGACCAURGACCAGGUCGAGGAGGUCGCCAAGGAGCUGGGCGAGAACCAGGGCGAAAAGAAGAAGUGA